Molecule: messenger RNA, 1152 nt
Organism: Penicillium brevicompactum
Lineage: Eukaryota; Fungi; Ascomycota; Eurotiomycetes; Eurotiales; Aspergillaceae
Exons: 2
Coding region: 1-1152 (383 amino acids)
Biological process (GO): transmembrane transport
Molecular function (GO): transmembrane transporter activity
Source: RefSeq, a predicted model, not a curated record
AUGGCAGCCGACGAGAACCAUGUGUCCGACAAGAUCGAAUACUCCGCCCCCACGGAAAUAUCAUACUGGAACUUGGUUUCCGACCAGGGCGUCGUGACACAAGAAAUCAUUGAUAAUCCGUACUCAGGCUCGGGAACAGAGGAGGACCCAUAUGCAGUGACAUGGGUUCCCAACGAUCCGCGUAACCCUAUGAACUUCAGCGCGGUGAAAAAAUGGUCAUACACCAUGCUGGUGGCCCUUGCUACGUUGGCUGUGGCUCUGGUCUCAUCAGCUUAUACUGGAGGCGUUGAAGAGAUCGAGAAGCAGUUUGGCAUUGGAAGCGAAGUGACAACUCUUGGCGUUUCCCUUUUCGUUCUGGGUUUUGCAAUUGGUCCCUUGCUUUGGGCUCCCCUGAGUGAACUGUUCGGACGUCAGGUUCUCUUUACUAUAACCUACUCCGCCCUCACGGCUUUCAAUGCUGGUACGGCCGGUUCUCAGAACAGCUGGACUCUGAUCAUCCUUCGGUUCUUCGCCGGUGCCUUUGGAUCGUCGCCUCUGACCAACGCCGGUGGUGUCAUCGCAGACAUGUUCCCUGCUAAUCAGAGAGGCAUGGCCAUGAGUCUUUUCGCAUCCGCCCCCUUCCUUGGACCUGUUCUGGGCCCUAUCGUCGGCGGAUUUCUGGGGAUGAACGCGGGCUGGAGAUGGGUUAUGGGCUUCCUUGCCGCCUUCUCUGGUGCCGUCUGGAUUUUGGGUACUCUGCUUAUUCCCGAGACCUAUGCGCCAGUACUCCUCCGCCGCCGUGCCGAAAAGCUUUCCAAUAUCACGGGUCUAGUAUACCGGAGCAAGGUUGAAAUUGACGAUGGGAAAAUCUCCCUGAAAGAAUCGUUCAAGCUUGCAUUGUCUCGUCCUUGGAUUCUCUUGUUCCGGGAGCCAAUUGUAUUCCUACUGUCUCUAUACAUGGCCAUUGUUUAUGGUACCUUGUAUAUGAUGUUCGCUGCCUUCCCCACUGUCUACCAGCAGGAUCGCGGCUGGAACCAAGGGGUCGGCGGUUUGACGUUCUUGGGAAUCAUGGUUGGCAUGCUGAUUGCCGUGAUCUACUCCAUAUGGGAUAACAAGCGUUACGUCAAGGUCGAGGAGGCGCAUGGUGGUUUUGCCCCCCUCAGUCGCGCCUGA